This is a messenger RNA of Phoenix dactylifera (date palm), 1826 nucleotides long. The record is from RefSeq and is a predicted model, not a curated record. Lineage: Eukaryota; Viridiplantae; Streptophyta; Magnoliopsida; Arecales; Arecaceae.
ACAUCCACCGCCAGAGAUCGAGUCGCGAAAAAUCCCCCAAACCCUAUGCGCUCCCCCUCCCUUGCUCAUUCUCCCAUCGACUGCUCGAAGGCCGGACGAAUCCAAACCCAAACCCUCGCGAGAGAUAGGAUUCUGUCGACUGUGAUGGCAAGCAAAGGCCGUCAACCACCUCAUUUACGGCGGCCUCUUCCUGUCCCUGGCAUGCUACACCCUGAGCCAUUUGGUCCAGGCAUCCGCCCCCCGCCUGGUGCCUUUCCUUUUGAUGUGUUGCCUCCAGAAAUUUUGGAGCAGAAGCUUGCUCAUCAACAUGUGGAGAUGCAAAGGCUUGCAACAGAGAACCAAAGGCUUGCAGCAACACAUUCCACUCUGAGGCAACAACUAGCUUCUGCCCAACAAGAUUUGCAGAGAUUGCAGACCCGUAGUGGUGUUGUCAACGCCGAGCAAGAGCAACACUUGAGAGUCCUCAAAGACAAGAUAGCAAAGAUGGAAGCUGACUUGAAAGCCUCUGAGCCUGUUAAAGUGGAGUUGCAACAGGCUCGUGCAGAAGCCCAUAGCUUGAUGGCAGCGAGAGAGGAACUCAUUUCAAAAGUCCAACAGCUGACUCAGGAUAUGCAGAGGAGCUAUGGUGAUCUUCAGCAAAUCCCUGCACUGAUGUCUGAACUGGAUGCUCUCAGACAAGAAUAUCAACAUUGCAGAGCUACAUAUGAUUAUGAAAGGAAACUGCGCAUCGACCACUAUGAGUCUCUUCAGGUAAUGGAGAGGAACUACAUUUCCAUGGUUAGGGAGGUGGAGAAAUUGCGUGCUGAAUUGACGAAUGCUACUAACCUUGAUAGAAGUGGUGCCGGUGCUUUAGGGGGGCCAUUUGGUACCAAUGCUGCACACAGGGAAAAUGAUUCAUCUGGGCAUCAUUCUGGUGGACAAAAUGCUUAUGAGGAAGGUUACCGAGUUCCGCAGGGACGUGGGCCUUCAGGUGGUGCAGCUCCAUAUGGUGGAGGUCCAGCUGGACCUGCUUCUGCCCAGGUUGGAUAUGAUGCACCCAGGGGCCCCGCAUAUGAUGCCCCAAGAAAUGCAAGUUAUGAUGCAUCCAGGGUUGCCGGCUAUGAUGCUUCCAGAGGCAGCAGCUAUGAGGCACCCAGAGGUGCUAGCUAUGAGGCACCCAGAGGUGCUGGCUAUGAGGCUCCUAUAAGAUCUGGAUAUGAUGCUCCUCGAGGAGCAGGGGUGCCUCAGGCGGCAGUUACUGCCGGCAGCAAUGCUGCACCCUAUGGAUCAACACAGGCACCACCCACCUAUGGGUCAGCUCGGAUGCCAUCACCCUAUGGAUCGACGCAGCCUCCAAGCUAUGUAUCAGGGCAGACUCCAACUCGAGCAGGAGGCAGUUAUGAAGCACCUCGUGGUGGGAGCGCAGUACGAAGAUAAGCUUGAAUUCAUCCUGCCAAAGCAUUUUCUGUUUUUUUUAACUAUGGAGAUUUCCAGGUGAUAGUUCUCUCACGAUAAAACAUCACCGGCUUCAAGGAUUCUACCCUGCUGACUUGAUGGAAGCUCUCAUUGUUGUUUGUAGAAUUAGUGAAUUACAGCAGGUGGUGAAUACUUUUGUGGACAGGAAUGCGCAAGCUGUUUAGGGAUCAGCUGGGAAUUUCUUAUGAGUUAUGAUCUUUCCAUUUGCUUACUAAAUUUCAAAUGUUUCUCCUUUCUUCUAUUUUUUCCCACUCUUUAUGCUUCUCUGAAAUAUUAUGGGUUGCUGGCAUGGAUAUUUUUGUUGUUUUAUGGCCUCUGGCUUAACAUGCAUAAAAAAAACACGCCUUGCACCUUGAUGUCUCUUCUCCGAA